AUGCCCUCCCUCCGGCAUAUCCUGUCCUCCUCCAAGGUGCGGUCGCAGUCCGGCUGCUACACCUGCAGGCUGAGGCGUAAGAAGUGCGACGAGCGCCGUCCGGAGUGCUCGGGAUGCGCCGCGCUGGAGAUCACAUGCCACUAUGGCGACGUCAAGCCCGACUGGAUGGACGGCGGGCCCAAGCAGAAGGAGAUGGCCGAGCACGUCAAGGCGCAGGUCAAGAAGCAGGCCAGCCGGCGGCGGGACCGCAAGUACCUCGAGCUGCUGGAGACGGGCACGAGCAAGGUCAGCCUGAGCGACGACGGCCGGCAUCGGGAUCGUGAUCGAGAUCGUGAUCGUGAUCGCGAGCGAGGGCACGCCUACGACGCGACGUCGGCGCCGUCCACCAAAGAAUCGCCCAACAGCCACGUCUCGGGUAGCACCGCCGGCACGUCGCCCCCCGAGGUUCCUUGGCACAGCCAGGCGUUUGGCGGCGGCGGCGGCGUCGACGAGCAGGCCGAGAUGGACCGUUCCGCCGACAUCCACUACACCUGCAUGUACCUGGACUACGUCUUCCCGCACCUGUUCCCCCAUUACCGCCCGCACAUCCUCGUCGGCGGCCGCGGCUGGGUCAUGGACGCGCUCCAGUCCAACAAUAAGUCGCUCUACCACAUCACCGUCUCCCUGGCCUCUUACUACUUUGCCUUGAUUCUCAACAACGGCGAGCCCGAGCACAAUGAGUGCAUGGCCAAGAUGGUCCAGAAUCUGCAGACGCAGAUGGAGCUGGGCCUGCGCGAGCUGCAGCGCGAGGUCAGCUCGCUGCACAGCCGCAAGAUGAACCCGCGCGACGGCCUCGUCGUCAUGGAGAGCAUCAUCCAGCUGCUCAUCUUCGAGGUCGCUAUGGGCAACCGCGAGAACUGGAAGCUGCAUCUCGACGCCGCCAUCGCCCUGUUCCGGCAGAUCCUGCCCGACCCCGAGGGCUGGGAGGAGAUGCUCUACGGCCUCGUCAACAAGCGCUGGCCGCCGCCCGAGAUGGGCAUGAAGCGGCCCUGGAGCACGAGCCAGGCCGCCUGCAGGUUCUUCACGGCCAACCUGCUCUACACGGACGUGCUGUCGAGCGUCACGCUUGCGUGCCCUCCUCGGCUGUACAGCUACCAAAACACCAUCAUGCCCUCCUGCAACACAACCCAGUGGAGCCCCUGCACCAUGGGCGAGGGACCUCUGCGAAUGGAGGAGUUCCGCGGGCUGCACAACUGGGUCCUCCAGGUAAUUGGCGACAUUGCGUCUCUGCACGCAUGGAAAAAGUCCCAGAGCCUGGCCGGCUCCUUGUCCAUCAACGAGCUCCUGUCGCGGGGCACGAUACUGAUGGACGCCAUCAAGGGGGGCAUCAUGGCCAUCCAGAACACGGACCCACGGCCGGAUACGGUUGCCACCGUCAUCUCCGUGCCGGUCCUGAGCGAGCAGCCGUCGUAUGCGAUGCACAACACCAUCUGGCUCUACGCGGCCCUGAUCUACCUCAACACGGUCCUCACGGGCUGGCAGCCGUCGUGUCCGGAAAUCAGCAGCGCCGUGUCCAAAACCACCCACCUGCUCCUGAACCUUCCUAGCGGCACCUGUCUGGGGGCGCUGGCCUGGCCGCUAUGCGUCGCCGGCUGCUUGGCUCCUCCCGAAGAUGAGGUGAAGUACAAAACCAUCGUGGCCAGACUCGGCGGGCUGCAACCGUUUGGGUCGCUGAGGGAGGCCAUGAACAUUAUGGAGCGGGUGUGGGCGCGGCGACCCCUAGACGAGAGCUGGGACGUGGCGCAGUGCAUGAAUAUCCUGGGGCAUGGAGUUGUGUUGUUAUGA
This is a messenger RNA of Trichoderma reesei QM6a, 1824 nucleotides long. RefSeq lists its product as uncharacterized. Lineage: Eukaryota; Fungi; Ascomycota; Sordariomycetes; Hypocreales; Hypocreaceae. The record is from RefSeq and is a predicted model, not a curated record. Gene Ontology annotation, biological process: positive regulation of transcription by RNA polymerase II. The coding region runs from base 1 to 1824 and encodes 607 amino acids. Gene Ontology annotation, cellular component: nucleus. The transcript is spliced from 2 exons. Gene Ontology annotation, molecular function: zinc ion binding; transcription cis-regulatory region binding; DNA-binding transcription factor activity, RNA polymerase II-specific.